AUGUUCGAUGAUGACGGUGUCGAUAGAGAUGACCAUCAUGAUGUUGAUGAUAGAGAUAAAGAAAAUAGAGACAAUGAUGAUAAUGAAGACAAAAUAGAUGACGACGGUGAUGAAGAAUAUACAGAUGACGACGAUGAUGAUGAAGAUGAUAGAGAUGACGACGGUGAUGAAGGAUAUACAGAUGAAUAUGUUGAUGACGAUAAAGAUGAUGAUGAUGAUGAUGUAGAUAAUAGAGGUGAUGAUAGUGAUAAAGAUGCUAUAGAUGUAGAUGGUGAUGAAGAUGAUAGAAGUAACGAUGGUGAUGAAGAUAAAAGAGAUGACGAUGGUGGUGAAGAUGAUAGAAAUGAUAGUUGGGAUGAAGAUGAUAAGGAUGAAGAUGAUAAGGACGAUUAUACAGAUGACGAUAAUUUUGAAGAUGAUAGAGAUGAGGAUGAUGAUGAAUAA
Dreissena polymorpha is the source of this 444-nucleotide messenger RNA. RefSeq names its product prostatic spermine-binding protein-like. The transcript is spliced from 2 exons. Lineage: Eukaryota; Metazoa; Mollusca; Bivalvia; Myida; Dreissenidae. The record is from RefSeq and is a predicted model, not a curated record. The coding region runs from base 1 to 444 and encodes 147 amino acids.